AAGAAACAACCUUGGGACUUGUUUAUGGCAAUGCCUGCAAUCAAAUAUCUCGUCACAACUCCGCGCCCUGAUCUUUCACCUUACUUACUGAUCACGUUAGCUAGAAAACAAAGGACAAGCAGCCAUCAAUGAGCUUUUCAAUGGAAUUGGUUGGGGUUCUUGCUGGCUUCUUCUCCCCCACACCUUGCACCAAAAAUCUUUAGUAUCCAUCAGCGAAUAAAACCCUAAACCCCACACAGUGAAAAACAAUGAAAAGACCACGUUCCCUGCAUCGUGUAAACUAAAGUCCUCCUUCCAUUUUCUUUUCAACCCACCAUCUCCCUUUUGAUUUUUCUCGGUACUCUGUAAUGUCUUCUUCUAGCUCGCUGCCACAAUUACUCUAUCAUUGCAGGUCAGAAAGGGACAUGCAUAACCCAUAAGAACUAACUAACUUGUGUUUCCAAGAGACUGUAUACUUAUAGCCAUUUGGUUGAGUAACGGGAUGGGGAUGUUCAAGAAGCAGAAGAGGGAAAUGGAAGAGACCAGCUGCUGCGGAGAAGAAGGAGGAAGAACACAGCCUCUGCUCCUUAGUCCUUCAUCUUCUUCUCAGGAUCAUGAUGAUCGAGAUGUCCCUCUCACUCCAACCUUUCUUCUCAGCAUCUUCGCUGUUGCUUGUGGCAGCUUCUCCACUGGGUGCACUAUAGGAUAUACAUCUCCUGCUGAGUACCAGAUCAUAGAGGAAUUGGGUAUCUCAGUUGUAGAGUACUCGGUUUCUGGGUCAAUGAUGGUUGUUGGAGGACUGGUGGGUUCUCUAGUAGGUGGGAAGAUUACAGAACACAUUGGAAGGAAACGUACAAUGUUGGUUCUGGAUGUACUGUUCAUAGUUGGAUGGUUGACAAUUGCAUCUGCAAAGGGUGCUCUACAGCUUGAUCUUGGGAUGCUCUUGAUUGGAAUUGCAUCACCCAUCAAUCUUUAUCUGUCCCCUAUUUAUGUUGCAGAGAUCACACCCAGCAACCUAAGGGGAGCAGCUGUCUCGGUGUCUCAGCUGAUAAUGUUUUGCUGCAUUGCAUUCACAUUCAUUGUGGGUUCAUUAAUCAGCUGGCGUGUCUUGGCACUAAUAGGAGCAACUCCAUCUUUAGUGCAGCUACUUCUUACUAUAUUCUUCAUUCCUGAGUCUCCUCGAUGGUUGGCUAAAACAGGUAAGGAAAAGGAGUUUGAAGCUGCCCUACAGCAACUUAGAGGAGGAAAUGCUGAUAUCUCUUCGGAAGUUGAUGAAAUCAAGGAAUAUAUGGAAACCAUCCAUAACAUCUCUAAGAACAGCAGCAUCUUGGAUAUGUUCCAAAAACAGUAUGCAAUUCCUUUGAUAGUUGGAAAUGGGUUACUGGUGCUGCAGCAAGUCUCGGGAAUGAACUCAUACGUAAUGUAUACUGAUGCCAUCUUUGUUUCUGCAGGAAUCUCUAGCACUACUGGGUUCUUGGCAGUGGCAUCUUUCCAGCUUCUAGGAGCAUUUUUGGCAGCUGUAUUGAUGGAUAGAUGUGGCAGAAGACCUCUUUUACUGGCUGGAGUUAUUGGAACAUGCAUUGGGAGCUUGCUUACUGCACUGUCAUUCAUCCUACAGGGCUUUGAGGGAUGGAGUAGAGUGACUCCAACUUUGGCACUCCUAAGUGUAAUGAUAUUCUUGGGCUCUAUUGCAAUCUGGAAUGGAAUUCCAUGGAUGAUUAUAGCAGAGAUAUUUCCUUUGAACAUCAAAGGGUCAGCAGGAACAAUGUGUUGUCUAUCCUACAACAUAUCUUCACUUGUGAUUUCGUCCUCUUUCCAAACUUUGCUCCAAUGGAGCCCUCCAGGUACAUUUUUUAUCUAUGCAAGUGUGAGCGUUGUGGCAAUAGGAUUUAUCGCUAAGUUGGUUCCUGAAACUAGAGGGAAAACACUUGAAGAAAUCCAAUCUUGUUUCACCCACAAGUGAACGAACAUCCAAAUUUUGGGGAUCAUUUGUGUCAAUCACUGAAUAAUUUUGGGUUGGGGAUCUUAGGUUACGGAUUAUUAGGGGUCUGGUCAUGUUUUGGUUGGCUAAUUUUGGGUUAAAUAUUGACCCAACCAAAAACUUUCGGUUCGUGUUUCAGAUAAUUUUGGGUUACGAGUGUUCUCGAAAACAAGAAUAAACAUGCUUCAUAUUUUUGUAAGCAACUCCAAUUUUCAUAUAUGUAUUGUCAAUAGUUUGCCUAACACGUGUCAAUUCACAUGUUCUCAAAUCCUCACAUGCUAAUGAAAGGAAAUACAAAUUGCACACCUCGCCAAAACAACGUCACGAGAGUAAUACUACCACAAGAAAGCACGCGAUAUCUGAUUAUCCCUACGCGCUCCAAACUUGUGUUCAUAUCCUUGUGAAUUUUGUUAAAUAUCUUCCCACAAAUUUAUGAAUAAUUUUUGUAUCGUUUUGAGAGUGAGAUAUGAUACGGAACAAGGUUAAAUAGGUCGUCGGAUCGUUGACCCACCCAAAAUUAUUGGGGGGUUGAGCAAGGUCGCUCAAGAAAUUAAAAUCGAUUUCCAACUAUUAUAAAUGUAUGAAUGAUACAAUGAAAACUAGUUGGUUCAUCAAAUCCCUUCGUAAACUAACUGACACAUGAAUGAAACCUUAAUAAAUGUAGGAAUGAUUCAAACGAAAACUAGUUGAGCCAAAUUAGUGGUAUUCAUACCUCAACAACCAAUUAAGCUAGUUUCAUAAUCCAUGAUCUGAAAAUUUAUACGUCAAAGUUACUCAUAACUUAUAACUAUACAUAUCCUGAUUCAUAACAGUCUCAUGAUUCCUUCCCCAACUGUCAACUGAGUUAUGGUGAAUACUUUUGCAUUAUCUUCCCCUUCAAUGUUUCUGGUUGGAACCGCUGGCUGUACGUAGCCCACUGUCCAAACUGGCGCAAAGCCCAUACUGGCCGGCCGGGCCCGACCCUUUCUCGUGGGCCCUCGAACCCACUUUCCUGCUUUGGACGGUGAUGCCGACAACGAACUCCCGGGAAAUCGUGUGGACGAUGCUCCUGCCACGUGGUGACGUCUCAUUGGACAGCAAAGAGCAAAAGAGAAAACGAAAGAUGAUGGAAAUUGAUAGCCGUUAAUUUGCCUUGUGAUGCCGAGAUUGUUUCUUUCCUUCUCGACUAAUCUUAUAUAUCGAACUAUGGACUCCUUUCCCUAAAACUGUCUUUGGUUGAUGUAGAGAAUGCGCGCAUCAUUCAAACUUUAUUAUCAAACCAGUCGGCAGAGGAAACAAGCUAGUGUACGGGAGGAUAGUGUAAGAUCACCAUUAGUUUAUACUGUUCAUACACCGCACAUAUAUAUAGGAAGGACAAAACCAUGUAAUUCCGAGAGGAUGAUACUGAUAGUGUAUAUAUAUUGCGGAUCGAGUUUGCAAAAGCGUAUUACGUACAUGGGUGGUCAGACAAGAAAUACCUAGGUCGUAUUUUGCCACCUCGAUCGUUUUGGAUUCAUGAGUAGAUGCAGGUGUUAGGAAUUUAAGUUGCUGACUUAAGUGGGCUUGCAAAUUCAUAACACAUAUAUUAGCUAUUUGGUUUUGAUGGACUAACUAUAAGUGAUCAAUUCAUGGAGCACAUGAUUACUCAAGCCCAAUAUGGGUCUAAUGGGUGGAAACUCAAUACUUGUCCACUUGGGUUUUAUGGGAGCCUAUGCGAAACUAGUAUCUCAGGAGUUUGAGGUUGUGGUCCCCAAUACACCAAGACCAACACAUUCUCAUCUUCUCCCCAUCAGGAAGAUGAGAGCUCUCCCGUAAAGGAACUAUGGAGGCUUGGUUGAGGAAGGCCUCAAUACCUCCCGGAUCGUGCUACACAGGUAUCGUCCGGUUCCAGAUCAUUCUUCAGUUUCUGCAUCAAGUUCUUGAAGAUCUAUCGACACGAAUCUAGGUAUUCGUAGUAUUAACCUUUGAUAAUCUUACAAG
Messenger RNA from Linum trigynum, 3919 nucleotides. The record is from the annotation of a GenBank genome assembly. NCBI's taxonomy places the organism in Eukaryota, Viridiplantae, Streptophyta, Magnoliopsida, Malpighiales, Linaceae.